GGCAGCGUUUUUGUUGUCACCUCAAUAUAAACGUCGAACAAGGAAACUUCCUAAAGAGGAUAAAGCAUCAGAUCACAAUUCGCGCGAGUUGACUCACUGACCAUCUCUUCUCUCUCUCUCUCUCCCUCUUCAUUAUUAUUCGUAGAUUCAUUUCGUUAUUUCAAUUUCACAUGAAACUUCACUUCUCUAUUCUUUUGGCUUUCGUAUAUUCUUCACACGUGUCAACUAAUCAUCGGAGUCUCCGGCGAUGCCCCGUCGAUUAAACGACGGCGAUCGUGGUCGUUUCACCUCCACCGCUCUCCUUUUCAUCGGUCUGAUCUCUUGUCUCAUCGUCUACGCUGUCUUCUUUAAUAUUCUCCGUCCCCGUCCCCAAGAUCACACACUCGAUUCCGCCGUCCGGUUCACGGACUCGCGAGAUCAUGCCCGUGUAGACGGCGGCGGGUGUUGCGGCGGAGUCGCUAAUCUGGAGCUGUGGGGACCGGCGGUGAAGUGGGGGACGGAUUUCAAGUUUGAUUCGGCGGGUGAAUGUUGCAAGGCGUGUAAAGCUAUGUGCAGCGGUAACGAUGGGCCUUGCUUGUGCGAUACGUGGGUGUUCUGUGGAAACAAAGAGGCUUGCGGGCCCAAGUUUGGAGAGUGUUGGUUGAAGAAGCAGAAAGAUGUCUUGGUGCCUGAUCGACAGGAAGGUGGGCAGAAAGUUAUGUGGACAUCUGGGCUUAUCUUCGGACAAGGCCAGGGCAUUGUUGGUUUUGAGACUGAACACGGUGUACUUCAUGUCAAACUUCACCCUGAGUGCGCUCCUCACUCAGUGUACUACAUUCUUAGUUUGUUAACUCAACGCCACUGCGCAGGCUGCCAGUUUCAUCGGGCAGAGAACCGGGGAUCAUAUUGGGACUCAGAAGGCUAUCAUAUAAACAAUGCUCCCUAUGGUCCACCAUACGCCAUGAUUCAAGGCAUACUCCAGCCCGAGGGAAACAUCUUCACGCCAAUCCCAACCGAGCACUGCCCAACCAUAACCCGUGGCUCUGUUGCAUGGGUCGGCUCUGGACCAGAAUUUUUCAUCAGUCUAGCAAACCACCACGAAUGGAAGCAAUCUUACACUGUAUUCGGAUCUGUGUUACCAGAAGACAUGGACGUUGCUGAGAGGAUUGCAGGUUUACCAACAAUAGCCGAUGUCUGGAACAGCGUUAAUGUCUCUGUCCUGGAGACACCGGUGUCGUUAACCGUACGGAGAAUGAAGUCGGGCCAAGAACAAGCAGAACCCGGUUCGUAAAGAACAAUUGAUAAGUGAGCUCAGCAUAGUUCUUGUUUAUCUUCUUUUUUCUCUCAUUGUGCAUAAAAUAGUGGCGCUACGAUUAAAAGCAUGAUAAGUUAUUGCAUUUAAAUGGAAAGUUUAUGGUUACUACUA
Messenger RNA from Brassica napus (rape), 1405 nucleotides. RefSeq lists its product as uncharacterized. Gene Ontology annotation, biological process: protein peptidyl-prolyl isomerization. NCBI's taxonomy places the organism in Eukaryota, Viridiplantae, Streptophyta, Magnoliopsida, Brassicales, Brassicaceae. The coding region runs from base 248 to 1270 and encodes 340 amino acids. The transcript is spliced from 5 exons. The record is from RefSeq and is a predicted model, not a curated record. Gene Ontology annotation, molecular function: peptidyl-prolyl cis-trans isomerase activity.